AUGGUUAAAAAGAAUUAUCAUAUAGAGACCGAAUUGGUGUUAAGUAAAAGUGAUGAUCAACAUAAUGCAUCAGUACCACCAUUAUAUCAAUCAGCAACUUUUAAACAACCUUCAUUACAUAAUAUGGGUGAUUAUGAUUAUACAAGAUCUGGUAAUCCAACCAGAACCUUCUUACAAAACCAAAUAUGUAGAAUUAUGAAAGCUAAUCAUGCAUUUGCUGUAACAAGUGGAAUGGGAUGUUUAGAUGUUAUUACAAGAUUAUUAAGUCCUGGUGAUGAAGUAAUUGCUGGUGAUGAUUUAUAUGGUGGAACUCAUAGAUUAUUAACUUAUUUACAUAAUAAAGGAGAUAUCAAGUUAUUCCAUCAUGACACAACUAAUACUGAAUUGAUCAAAUCCAAGAUAUCAAAAUCAACCAGAAUGAUUUUCUUAGAAAGUCCAACUAAUCCAUUAAUGAAAGUUUGUGAUGUCAAAUCAAUAACUAAACAUGCCAAAGAAGUUAAUCCUGAUAUAAUUGUGGUUUUCGAUAAUACUAUGAUGUCACCAAUAUUAAUGACUCCUUUAGAUUUAGGAGUAGAUAUUCAAUAUGAAUCAGGUACCAAAUAUCUUAAUGGUCAUCAUGAUAUUAUGGCAGGUAUAAUUGCCACAAGAGACACUAAAUUAGCAGAAAAAAUUUAUUUCGUUAUUAAUUCAACUGGUUGUGGAUUAUCACCAUUUGAUUCUUGGUUAUUAUGUAGAGGUUUAAAAACUUUAUCAGUAAGAAUUGAAAAACAACAACAAAAUUGUUAUAAAAUUGCUGAAUUUUUAAAUAAUGUUGGUUUCAAAGUAAGAUUCACAGGAUUAAAAAAUCAUCCUCAAUAUCAAUUACAUAAUUCAAUGUGUAAAGGAGCUGGUGCAGUUUUAAGUUUCGAAACUGGUAAUAUCAAAAUAUCGGAAAAAAUCGUUGAAAGUACUGAAAUUUUCGGUAUAGCUGUAUCUUUUGGAUGUGUUAAUUCAUUAAUAUCAAUGCCUUGUUUAAUGUCUCAUGCUUCAAUUGAUGCUAAAACUAGGGAAGAAAGAGAAUUCCCUGAAGAUUUAAUCAGAUUAUGUAUCGGUAUUGAAAAUUGUGAUGACUUAAUUGAUGAUUUAACUAAAGCUUUAUUAAAGAGUGGUGCUGUUAAAUUAAAUUCCAAAGAUGAAUUAUUCAAUGCUGUUGCCCUUCAAUCCAAACUUUAG
Molecule: messenger RNA, 1212 nt
Organism: Yamadazyma jaroonii
Lineage: Eukaryota; Fungi; Ascomycota; Pichiomycetes; Serinales; Debaryomycetaceae
Source: the annotation of a GenBank genome assembly